UUGCUUUUGGACAGGAUAAAGAUUCUCCAGGUUCUCCCCUCCAAUUUCAACCAAUCAUUCUAAUUCUAGCAUAUGAUGAGCUCAACUUCCAUUUGUCAUCAACCACCUCAAAAAUUUAUUUUUCCUAUGAAAUGCUACUGAUUAAGACCACCAGAAUUCUUGGCCAGCAUCCAAGUUUCUUGAACUAGUUGAGGAAAAUGUCUCUUUUUGCUCCUUCCAGUGGACUCACACUUCUUCAAUCAACUAAAGAUCAUUACUUUAGGCAACUUUUUUCAUCUCAUUUCAUCAAUCAUGUUCAGGUAAGAACAGUCCCUUAUGCUACUCCUUUUCUUUCUGUCAAUGUAUCUGGAAGACCCUUUAGAGUUAGUUCAAGAAAACUUAAACCCAUCAUAGCUUCAGCUGCCUCUACUGUUGAAACCUCCAACAUUUCUUUCAGAGGUAAAAAUCCAAAAGAUAUCAAUGUUUUGGUUGUGGGUUCAACUGGGUACAUUGGGAAAUUUGUGGUUAAGGAGUUAACCAGUAGAGGCUUCAAUGCUAUAGCUGUGGCUAGAGAAAAAAGUGGUAUUAAAGGAAAGAAUAGUAAAGAUGAUACCUUGGAACAGUUAAAUGGAGCUAAUGUGUGUUUUUCUGAUGUUACCAAUUUGGAGACUUUGGAGAAAAGUGUACAAGGUUUAGGGGUUUCAAUUGAUGUUGUUGUGUCUUGCCUUGCUAGUCGAAAUGGUGGGGUAAAAGAUUCUUGGAAUAUUGAUUAUGAGGCCACAAAGAAUAGUCUUGUUGCUGGGAGGAAGUUUGGGGCUUCACACUUUGUUUUGCUGUCUGCAAUUUGUGUGCAAAAGCCCCUUCUUGAAUUUCAAAGAGCUAAGCUGAAAUUCGAGGCGGAAUUGAUGAAAGAAGCUGAAGAAGAUAAUGGAUUUACUUAUAGUAUUGUUAGACCUACUGCAUUUUUCAAGAGCUUAGGAGGUCAAGUUGAAUUGGUGAAAGAUGGGAAACCUUAUGUGAUGUUUGGGGAUGGAAAGUUGUGUGCUUGCAAGCCGAUAAGUGAGCAAGAUUUAGCUUCUUUUAUUGCUGAUUGUGUACUGAAAGAGGAUAAAAUCAAUCAGGUCUUGCCAAUUGGAGGACCUGGGAAGGCAUUGACACCAUUAGAACAAGGGGAAAUGUUGUUUAAACUUGUGGGGAAAGAACCCAAAUUUCUCAAGGUGCCAAUUGAAAUAAUGGAUUUUGCAAUAGGAUUUCUUGACUUCCUUGUAAAAAUAUUUCCUUCGUUGGAAGAUGCGGCCGAGUUUGGGAAGAUUGGUAGGUAUUAUGCAGCUGAGAGCAUGUUGAUUUGGGAUCCUGAGACUGGUGAAUAUAAUGCUGAGGCAACACCAAGUUAUGGAAAUGAUACAUUGGAAGAUUUUUUCCAAAGAGUACUGAAAGAAGGAAUGACUGGUCAGGAGUUGGGGGAGCAAACAAUAUUCUAAAUACUCUAUCAAAGAAGUCUUAACUAGCUACUCUCCGACAAAUCGAUUUUGAGGUGGUAUUUACUUGUCUUAUGCUUCCACAAGUAUAUAGCAGGGUUCUUGAGCGAAAAAGAUAAGGGUGAUAUGUGCCCUACGUUACACUCCAUAGGAUAUUUAAGAUUGUUUAUACUUUUCACUUGAAGUACUUCUCUGUUUGCUAUCUUAAUAUAAUGAAACUUGCAUCCUAUAAAGGUUUACUA
Messenger RNA from Solanum tuberosum (potato), 1699 nucleotides. RefSeq names its product divinyl chlorophyllide a 8-vinyl-reductase, chloroplastic. Bases 198 to 1460 code for a protein of 420 amino acids. The transcript has 2 exons. NCBI's taxonomy places the organism in Eukaryota, Viridiplantae, Streptophyta, Magnoliopsida, Solanales, Solanaceae. The record is from RefSeq and is a predicted model, not a curated record. Gene Ontology annotation, molecular function: oxidoreductase activity.